AUGAACCACUCUUACAGAGCCGUGUCCUCACCGGGAAGGCUUUCGAUGCCCAGCCCCGCUGCUCCCCUCGCCCUUUCAGAUUUCAUUCUCCAAAGACCACUCUCGCCAUAUUCCUUUGCUUACGAUGGACAAGCGGCUGCAAGCCCAGACGCUACCUUGGCCGAAGGCGACCACCAAUCGUCACAGCCCCAGCUACUGGGCGAAACAAGCAGAACGAGAUCAGCAGCAACAGUACCGAUGGCCAAGCUAGGAGGUGAUAGUCCGGCCAAGUAUCCGGGACUUUCAACCGUCUCGAUUGGUGCCCCAAGCCCAAGUCAGGAAGCUGUACGGAAGGAAGAAGGAACAUCGGAAUCUCUGUCAACAAUGACACCCUUGGAGUCUCCACCGCCCGUAACGGCUCAGAACUGGUUGGCGACACGUCAACAAAUUAUACCCGGGCGCAAUGUCAAAAAGGCUGACUGGAUCCGGGGAUGGAGCGAGUCUGUCGUUAACCUCGGGAAUACGACAUAUUGUUGCUGCUCAGAAAGCUUCACGGCCAGGGGCCGCGGAUGGAAGGGCAAAGGGGGUGAUCUCACGAGCGGGGUGCGAGCCAUUCUGCCGGUUACUAGAUCCUCCUCUGGCGGCCUUGACACCGCAGUGAGAGAUUUCGGCCCGCUCAAUGUUGAUGAGCCAGAAGAGAAGGUUGGACGGAGCACGCGAACAGAGUUCACUCGGAGACUCGGUGGACUUCUUCGCCGGGUCAUGCCCAGUCGAAGUGACAGCGACCGCCAGGUAUCACAGAAGCAUUUGGACCGGAAUUUCACCGCCAGGUCGACGCCCGUGAGCGGCGCCUACGGUAAUAGACAGCAGAAGGCCACGGCGUCCCCAGUCAAACCGUCGCGUCUGUCCGGUUUCAAUGCUAUAAUAUCGAAGGAAGCCCCUGAUAACCAACCGAAGAUGACAAAGAAUUCAUGGUCAACAACUCCAAGACAGCCAGCCGUCUUGAAUGGCACUCGCGGAGGCCAUAACCAGCUGCAGUCAGAAUCAGACGAGUCGAGCGAUUCUGAUGACCCCCGGGCAAAGAUCGGAUUGAAAGUCAGCUAUGCACGUCUGCAGCGGGCAGCGAAACUGUUGGAGCGCAACAAGUCAUGA
Neurospora hispaniola is the source of this 1131-nucleotide messenger RNA. RefSeq lists its product as uncharacterized. The transcript is spliced from 2 exons. The coding region runs from base 1 to 1131 and encodes 376 amino acids. The record is from RefSeq and is a predicted model, not a curated record. Lineage: Eukaryota; Fungi; Ascomycota; Sordariomycetes; Sordariales; Sordariaceae.